This is a messenger RNA of Talaromyces amestolkiae, 999 nucleotides long. RefSeq lists its product as uncharacterized. The record is from RefSeq and is a predicted model, not a curated record. NCBI's taxonomy places the organism in Eukaryota, Fungi, Ascomycota, Eurotiomycetes, Eurotiales, Trichocomaceae. Gene Ontology annotation, molecular function: DNA-binding transcription factor activity, RNA polymerase II-specific; RNA polymerase II cis-regulatory region sequence-specific DNA binding. Bases 1 to 999 code for a protein of 332 amino acids. Gene Ontology annotation, biological process: anatomical structure morphogenesis; cell differentiation; negative regulation of transcription by RNA polymerase II. The transcript is spliced from 3 exons.
AUGGAGUCAUACGCUGUUGAACCUGAAGCCGGGAUGGCUAAUAGUGCAGCAGACCUCAUUUGGACUCAAGCCAUCAUGAAUUUCCAUUUGACUGACAACGAGAUCCUCAUUCCACUCAAUAUCACUGCCGUUAUUGGAUCUUCGAGUAUUGAUCAACUCAAAUCGCAACUAUCGACUUUUCUGGGCCGUGCUUGCGUGGCUUUCGUUGAUGAGUCCCUGGGAUGUGUUCGAAUUCUAGCCCGGCCGGAAUUCCAUGGUCUAGGAUCGGCUACUGAUAACAUGGUGAUGGCUCAAACGUCGACUGAAAGACAAUUUGAACUUAGCGAUUGUCCAGUCAGAUCUCCUGAAAAGAUAAACAAGAAGAUAGAAAAGCGCAACAAAGUUCCUCGACCCCCUAAUGCUUUCAUUCUCUAUCGCAAGCAUUAUCACUCUAUUCUCAAAGAACAAGAUCCAAACAUGCAUAACAAUGACAUUUCUGUCACUGUCGGAUCGCUCUGGAACAACGAGUCGGAGGAGAUCAAGGCUCACUUCAGAGAACUCGCUGCUGAGGCCAAGCGUGAACAUGCUCUGAAAUAUCCAGACUAUCAAUACGCUCCACGCAAGCCCUGUGAGAAAAAGCGUCGAAACUCUCGCAAACCCUCUGGAAAUUCCGAUUUCGAUGCACUUACCGAAGACGAAGAGGACCAUGAGGAUCAUUCCCUUCAAACCCCAUGCGAAUCUCCUUUGAAUUCCAGCCCCUCUACCGUGGCCAGCGGACAGGAUCAGGACUAUUUCGCCGACCACACAAUUGAAGAACUGAUGGCUUUCGUUGCUGUUCCCUCUCCCCCUCCUGAAUCCUACAGCUAUUCAGACUUUGAUGGUACUGAGUACACCGGCUGGGUCAACACUGCCAAUACCGCACAAAGAAUGGCAGCGGUCGCUCAGUACAAUGCGCGAAAUCAGGCUCAGGCCCAUAUCCAAGCUCGAGCUCUAAAGAACAAUACACCCAAGUUUCGAUAG